Molecule: messenger RNA, 2072 nt
Organism: Coregonus clupeaformis (lake whitefish)
Lineage: Eukaryota; Metazoa; Chordata; Actinopteri; Salmoniformes; Salmonidae
Product: zinc finger protein 316-like
Exons: 3
Coding region: 713-1909 (398 amino acids)
Biological process (GO): regulation of transcription by RNA polymerase II
Cellular component (GO): nucleus
Molecular function (GO): RNA polymerase II cis-regulatory region sequence-specific DNA binding; DNA-binding transcription factor activity, RNA polymerase II-specific
Source: RefSeq, a predicted model, not a curated record
UGUACAGUAGUGUUGGGGAAACGAAGCUUCCUGAAGCAUUGAGCAUUUCCAGCUAAUUGUGUCGAAAAUAGGUAAAUUACUCGAGGCUUUGAUCAACACGUACACUCGUGGCACCUGCUGGUCAAAAUAAUUUAGAAUAGCCAAAUUAUUAUAGUUGACGUCAGGGUAGCCACAAAUAAAAUAUUUGGGAUCACUUUUUUGUCUUCCACCGAAACCAAUGGCAAAGCAAUCGGGGUUGUUCCACAAAACGAAGAUUCGGACGUCAUUGAUCACGUGCUUCUGAUAAAGCCAUACAAGCAUCCGUACACUGCUUCGAAAUAAACUGCUUAGCGAUUUGUACGCAUGCCUCGGAUUUCCGGUUUUAAACGCGACAUCACUAAUAUACAGUAGCUACCUGUCUCUUUUACCUCUUUAUAUAGUUCUAGGAGAGAUGGGUAGGAUGUUUGUAACUAGUUGAUUUGUUGACCCACAACAAAAAACAACGUUCGAAAAGUGCUUGCCCCUGUUUCCAGGAGGAAGAUCCCUGUCUCGGCACUGGUGUGAUCUGGAGGAGGCUAAAUCAGUCUUUCCAUUAUAGUGAACCAAACUGGGAAACAAGGGGGGCAGCUCAUCCAUAGAAGACUGGCUGUGAACUCUGGGACUGGUACCGAUAAGGGAAGGGGGGUUGAUUUUCCAGUGUUGAGUUGAUGUCCAGUGUUUCCAGUGUUCAGCUAUGUCAGAAGCCAUCCUCACCUUCCAGUACCAACUCAAUGGAGUAAUGGAAAUGGUCCUCAAAACCGCCGUGCAUGAGAUCACUCGGCUGGUGAAGGACAGCUUCCUGGAGGAAGUGACACGGAGCAAGCAGGAAGUGGGCGUCUUUAAGGAGAGGCUGCAGCAGUGUGAGCAGAGAUGGAGGGACGGAGAGGAAGAGAGGAAGAGGAGGGAAGAUGAAGAGAAAGAGCAGAGAAAGAAGAUGGAAGAGAGAGAGCAGAGGGGGAUGUGUAGGAGAUGUGGUUGUGCUGGAGACACUGAGGAGAGAGAAGAGGCUCUGUCAGGAGAAGAGGAAGGUUGUGUUAUCAAACAGGAGAUGUUCCAGCCAGGUGGACCCAGUGCUUUCCCAAAGAGAGAGGGUCCACAGGAAACGGCCAUACCAAGCUCUUCCUGUGUCUCUGAAAGGAUGGAAGAGAGGAAGGCCCAUGUGGUCCAUAUCAAAGAGGAGUCCGAUGACUGGGGGGACUUGGUUACCCAGAUGAUCACAUCCACAGAUUACCCCAUAAUGAGCUUGAGUCGUCUGCAGAGAUUGAGCUCACAUCCUGGGGGAUGGGCCAGGGAGCCUCUUGCUCCAGCACCAUCACCAUGGACCAGUGAGCCUCUUCCUCCAGCACUAUGGGCCAGGGAGCCUUUACCUCCAGCACCAUUGGCCAGAAAGCCUCCACCUCUACCUCCAGCACCAUUGGCCAGGGAGCCUCCCCCUCUACCUCCCGCACCAUUGACCAGGAAGUUGCGGCACCUACUCCCAAGGUCAGUGAUACCCACCCAGGGGACAGAGCAUGCUUUGGGGGCCGUCGAGACCAGCCCCUCCGGCCUGUGUAUCAACACAAUGGCAGAGCUGAGGGUCAAACCCUACAGCUGCUCACACUGUGGGAAGAGCUUCCCUCAGCUCCGAAAUCUCAAACACCACCAGAAGUACCACCACACAGGGAAGAAGGCCUUCACCUGCUCCCAGUGCGGUAUGGGCUUUGUGUACAUGUCCCACUUCAGGGUACACAUGCAGCGCCACACGGGGGAGAGGCCGUUCAGCUGUUCUCAGUGUGGGAAGAGCUUCAACCUUCAGAGUGGCUUGAUGAAACACAGGGUCCUUCACACUUUAGAGAGAGACUUUACCACUGCAACGACUGUGGGAACAGAUUCUAUUCUAGAGCAGACCUGAAAAGACAUGAACAGAUUAAUGCAGCAAGGUACACCUUUGAGAUGAAGCAGGUUGAUUUAGAAAAUCAGAGGGGGGAAAUAACUGCCAACGUGUACUAUGUUCAAUGUAUCAAUAGUUGCUGAUGCAUUUGAUGUUGAGAGGAAUAAAACUCUAUAUGAAUAAA